CGACUCGUUUCACUCUCCGUCCUGGAGAGAGAUGACAAACGGAGGCGGGCACCCCCACUUCAACAUCGGAGGCCAGGGCGGGGGUUCCCAGAGCACCACGCGCUACAUGCUGAAGAAGCAGCAGCGCUACAGACGCAGGUCCUCCUCGCCGAUGGGCAGGGUCAUUCUCAUCAACGCGGAUGUCGACGGAGGGGAUGACAGUGAAGACAUCCACACAGUGACAGUAGAUAAGAGCCCAGAUGGGCGUCUUGGUUUCAGUGUCCGCGGGGGUUCUGAGCAUGGGCUGGGCAUAUUUGUCAGCAAGGUCGAGGAUGACAGCUCUGCGGCGCAGGCUGGGCUGACAGUGGGCGACAAGCUGGUGGAGGUGAACGGGGUCAGCCUGGAGAGCAUCACCAUGAGCAGCGCGGUGAAGGUCCUGACGGGCAACAACAGGCUGAGGAUGGUGGUGAGACGGGUGGGGAAGAUCCCCGGCAUCCGCUACUCGAAGGAAAAGACCACGUGGGUGGAUCUAAUUCACCGGCGGAUGGUGGUGGAGGAGACCGGUCGGACGCCAUCGGAGACCGGUUCGGACAGCGCUCUCCGCCGGAUCAUCCACCUUUUCACCACCUCGGACGACUACUGCCUGGGCUUCAACAUCAGAGGAGGCAAAGAGUUUGGACUUGGCAUUUAUGUCUCAAAGCUUGACCCGGGUGGGCUUGCAGAGCAGCACGGCCUCAAAAUGGGGGAUCAGAUACUUGCAGCCAACGGGGUGAGCUUUGAAGACAUCACCCACAGCAAUGCAGUGGAGGUCCUGAAGAGCCACACCCACGUCAUGUUGACCAUCAGGGAAGCUGGGCGGUACCCCGCCUACAAGGAGAUGGUGGCAGAGUACGGCUGGCUGGAUAAAUUAGCCAACGGUGGCCCUGCACCAUCUUCACAUGGUUCAGACUCCAACUCCUCCGUGUCCUCCCUGUCCUCCAGCACCCCCCUCAGCUCCCUCAGCGGACUCUCCCAGGUCCUUUUCCCUCCUGUCUUCGGCUCCGAGAUGGUCGACGUUGCCAUCUCCACAGAGGACCGCUCCAGACGUCCGAGUGGCUCCGAGCGCACCGCUGACACCGCCAUGCAGACUGAACCUCACGUUCCAAACGUCCCGGACCGCCAGCCGCCCAACAGGCCCGACUCUGACAGGCCGGCCGGCACAGAAACCAGGCGGACCGUCGGUGAAACGGUUCUGCUGAGGGACACGGUCAUACGUGGGAAAGGAGAGGGGCCGAAGGACGCGGGAGCCAGGGACGGAGGGCGAGGCCGGGCGAGGACGUUGUCGGCUGGUGGCCAGGAUGCCGAGAGACACUCGCCUAAAACGCAAGCUCUGAUGGCGCUGAGCAAACCACGCAAGCCAAUUCGACGCUCCCAGAGCCACAUCACCGAGUCAGAGGACAGACAGAAGAAAAAGAGACAGCAGAAGGAGAAAGGAUCAGCAGAAGGCAAAACAAACCUGCAGCGCUCCAAAACAUUUGUCAACUUGUUGUUCAAGAAGGAGCUCAAAGAGAAGAGUCGCUCCAAGUCGGCGUCUCGCAGUGAGAAGGAGCGAAGUCGUCCCUUCCAGCUCUUCGCCUCUCCGAAGGAAUCCCGCGCCGGCAGCCCACUGCCCCAUCCUGAGACUCUGCAGCACGUGGAGGACAUGGCGAAGAAGCUGCUGAGUCCGGAUGAGGCGGCUGCCGUGAUGAGACACUGUCGGCGGUUUUUAUCAGACUGUGUGAUCGAGGAUUUGGUGCGUCCCCUUCUGGCUAUCUUGGAUCGUCCAGAGAAGCUGCUGCUUCUCAGAGAGAUCCGAAUGUUGAUCCCGACCACAGAGUUGGGUCGUUUUGACAGCAUGGUGAUGCCUUUUGAGCUCGAGGCGUACGACAUCCUCAAGAGUCGCUCUAUGCGCUCUCCAGCCCUGCGCUCGCCUCGCAGUGGAACCCCUCGACGUCACCUCAUCACCCCUGUCCCAGACUACAGGGGUGGAUUCCACCUGCAGCCGGUCAGCGACUCUCAGCGCGAGCGUCAGCUGAUCGACGAGUUUGAGAGGCUUCGUUUGGCCAGCCAGCAGUCAGGCCACCUGCCGCCGUCCCGUGUCUUCACCCCUCUGCUGGACGUACCCGUGGACAGCUACACCUCCUUCACUGCACGUUCCCGCUCCCCGAGCCCCUCGCCCUCCCACAGUCUCCUCCUCGCAGCGUCGCCCCACAGCGCCCAGCGUGGGUACCGGCCUCACCUCUCCCCGAACAGGAGGGAGAACGGGGCGCCGCGGCACGACGAGGCCUCCCUGUUGUCCGUGUCUGACGGCGGAGAAGGCCUUCGCGAGCGCGGGAGGUCGCCUGUGAGGAACGGUCACGGGAGAGCAAGGAGGGAGGGGAGUCCCGACAGCGUUUACGGGAGACAAACCGGGCAGGAGGGCUACACCGAGGUCAGUGUGCGGGUUCCCUCACAGCGAAGAGGGAGAACCCCUCUGGCUGAUGUUUUUGAACCCCAGAGGGAGAGGAGUCCCUCCACAGGCAGAGCUAGUGGUCAGCAGGUGAACGGACCUCCUCAGAUUGAUCAAAACGUAAAGAGGAGGGAAACUCUGCCUCCUGAGGAAUAUGAGAUCACUUCUUUGACCAUCUCCAAGGCCAAGAAUUCACUGGGUAUAAGUAUCUCUGGAGGUAUAGAGUCGAAGAUUCAGCCCGUUAUAAAGAUAGAAAAAGUCUUCCCAGGAGGAGCGGCUUCUACCAACGAAUCUCUGAAGGCCGGGUACGAGCUGCUGUCCGUGGACGGCGAGAGCCUGCAGGGAGUCACUCAUCAACAGGCUGUGGACGUCGUUCGCCGUUCCUUCAGCAACAAGGCCAAAGACUCCAUGGUUUUCGUGGUCAAGGUCCCAAAGGUUUCCUUCUUCCCCACCAGUCCCAUAUGAAGCCAGAGUUCUGCUCGGACCCAAGCAAAAAACCCGCGACUCGUGUGAGACUGAAACACAAGAUCCGUCCCAGGAGAGGAAACGUGGGAAAAGAAUAUAGAAAUCACCUUUGCCAUAAUGCCUAAAUGUUUCCAAAUUUGACGUUUAUUGCAUUUUUAGCAAACAUUUUACUAAACGCAUACGUUGCACAUGAGCUCAACUGACGGACUGUCUUUUUUUUUUUCAAAGGGAGGUUUAUGAUAAGAUUAUGUGAUUCAUAUGCAUGGCUCUGGUUGAAAGUGUGCCACUGUUCAACACACGACAGCCUCCCUCUGACCUCUGAGCGCCGUCUGACAGCAGUCUGCACUUUUUCAGCCCAGCAGCCACAAAAAUAUCUGCCAGAAGGAGAUUAUCCCGGCUCAUGUUAUGAAAUUUAUAGAUUUAUACCCAGAUUAAACUCCUGUAUUAUGUCAAAACUGAUAGUUUGCUUUUUCAGAGGAUGUCUGAGGGAGAUUAUCCCAAAUUGCUGCUCAGUAUUUUUGUGUUCUCUUCUGUGCUCUGAACCAGUUCGCCACUUUAACGGCUUUAUUACGCCGUGAUGUGGACAGAGCCGAUGCAGACGUGUGAAGAAGCUGGAAAAACAUGAGCGAUGAAGGAAGCUGGUGGCGGAGAAUUUACUGUGCAUUGUGCCUUAUUUCUGUGCACGAGAAGGUGAAAAACACAGUUAAAGUAUUCCUCAUAUGGUUUUAAGAUAAAGCAUUUAAUCUGAGGUAAAUUUCUCAACCAUCAAACCUACUGGUUUUAGCUGCAUUUGUCUAGUUUUUGGCCAAAAAUCUGAUUUUUUUAAGCCUAUAUUCAUGCAGAAAUAACAACACUUAAUUAUUUGCAAACUUUCCAGCACUAUUAUGUGGUCUAUUUCUGAUUAAAGCAAAAGGAAAAGAGAAUACCGAACAUUUUGUGCACCUGUGUUAUAAUUAACCCCGAAAG
Messenger RNA from Austrofundulus limnaeus, 3877 nucleotides. RefSeq names its product PDZ domain containing 7a (gene pdzd7a). Bases 32 to 2911 code for a protein of 959 amino acids. The transcript is spliced from 15 exons. Gene Ontology annotation, cellular component: cilium; stereocilium tip; plasma membrane. Lineage: Eukaryota; Metazoa; Chordata; Actinopteri; Cyprinodontiformes; Rivulidae. The record is from RefSeq and is a predicted model, not a curated record. Gene Ontology annotation, molecular function: protein binding. Gene Ontology annotation, biological process: sensory perception of sound; auditory receptor cell stereocilium organization.